UUUUAUCUAGAAAAUGAUAUCCAGAUGUGAAUAUAUAUUUACAGCUAUUUUCUGACAAAGGAAGAGAAAAGCUGAUGAGAUUUUAAUUGUAUGAAUUUCCGAAAUAUAUAAUUUGUCUCAUACAUUGUCUCAUUCCGUUAAAACUUAACUGAACACAAAUCCGCUACCAGCCCUGUUAGUACUUUGUCCAUCGUCUCUUAUCAGUAAUGCAGACUUGUGUGUGCUGAUUCGGAUAAUUGAACAAAUUGUUUAGUUUGUGAUCAGAUUCUGCAAAAAAAUGUUCACUGCUAGCUUCCGAUUACUGCGUCGGGGAGAUCUUCAAUGGAGAAGUACGUCAAGAAGGCUUCACCUGAGCAAGGUACUUGCCAGCAACGGUGACUUGAGCAAAUACCCAUUGGAUGGAAUAAAAAUUCUGGAUCUAACUAGAAUCGUGGCCGGGCCGUACUGUACCAUGGUGUUGUCCGAUCUGGGAGCAGAAGUGUACAAGAUAGAGCGACCGUUCCAAGGGGACGAAUCCCGGAAGUGGGGUCCCCCGUUUCUAAAAGAUUCGGUCGAUUCCGUGUACUUCAUGGCAUCGAAUCGCAACAAGAAAAGCGUUUGUGUCGAUUUGAAAACGGGGAAGGACGUGAUUUAUGACCUGGCCCGCAAGUGUGAUGUGCUGGUGGAGAACUACGUCCCGGGGAAGCUUGACGAAUUCGGGUUGGGAUACGAAGAUUUGAAGGUGGUUGCUCCUUCGCUGAUUUAUUGCUCCAUCACAGGAUAUGGGUCGGUGGGACCUUAUCGGAACAAACCUGGUUACGAUGUGAUUGCUGCAUCGAUGGGAGGUUUGCUGCACAUUACCGGAAAUGAGGAUGGUCCCCCAACGAAAGUCGGUGUCGCUAUAACGGAUAUUGCUACGGGAUUGUAUGCACAUGGAGCAAUUUUGGCCGCUCUGUUUCAACGUAGCAAAACGAACCGUGGACAAAAAAUUGAUGUGAAUCUUUUAUCCACCCAAGUGGCCUGUCUCAUUAAUGUGGCCAGUAACUAUUUGAAUGCAGGAAAGGAAGCGAAGCGCUGGGGGACAGCUCAUGAGAGUAUCGUACCAUAUGAAGCUUUUCCUACAAGCGAUGGUCAUAUCACGAUAGGAUGUGGAAGCGAUGCUCAAUUUGAAUCCUUAUGUAAUCAUCUCCAGAUUAAGGAAGUGGCAAAAGAUGAUCGUUUCGUGACCAAUCAAACUCGUGUCAAACACCGCAAAGAGUUGAUUGCCAUAUUGGCGCCGAUAAUCCAAAAGCGAAGUUCUGCCGAGUGGAUGAACAUUUUCGUUGAUGCCCCAUUUCCGGUGGGACCGAUUAACAAUAUGGCAGAGGUUUUCCAGGAUCCACAUGUGCAGGCCAUCGAACUGGUGCGAAGUCUUGAUCAUCCGACUGCGGGCGAGGUUAAGGUCGUUGGUCCUCCGGUCGUCUACAGCGAAGGCAGUAAUCUGGCACGUACUGCCCCGCCAUUGUUGGGAGAACAUACAGACCAGGUUUUGCGAGAUUUGCUUAACUAUUCGGAUGAUCAUAUUCGAACAAUUCGUCAGAAACGCAUUAUUCAAUGAUAUUCAUAUAAUGAAUACAAUUAUUUCUCACUGCAAGCAUUUACUAAAAUAAACUACUUGAAACAAUUUUAUGUUUUUGUGCACUGUUCCAAAUUUGAUGACAUC
Messenger RNA from Armigeres subalbatus, 1681 nucleotides. Its product is annotated as succinate--hydroxymethylglutarate CoA-transferase. The transcript has a single exon. The record is from RefSeq and is a predicted model, not a curated record. Gene Ontology annotation, molecular function: catalytic activity. The coding region runs from base 278 to 1576 and encodes 432 amino acids. Lineage: Eukaryota; Metazoa; Arthropoda; Insecta; Diptera; Culicidae.